CAUCUAACUUUAUAGGGCACAAUAUUCUAUGUAAAUAUCAAUGAGCGAGCUUCAAGAAUUGUUAAAUUAUGUCACGAACUGUUUAAAUUCGUAUGGAUUAUGCGUAUUAGACAAUUUUUUGGGCUAUAUAUUAGCCAAGGAAGUCCAAAAAGAAGUGAAUAGUAUUAUUAAUUUGCAACCCUUUGUAGAGGGACAAGUUCUUUCAACAAACCCUUCUAUUAGAGGUGAUAAAAUUACCUGGGUUGAAGGCGACGAAAAAUAUUGUUAUUUUAUACGCAAUUAUAUCAAAAAAGUUGAUAGCAUUGUAUAUGAAUGUAAAACUGAUUUAGCCAAGAAUAUAAGUGGAAGAACUAAGGCUAUGAUAUCCAUAUACCCUAGAAACGGGACCAAAUAUCUAAAACAUGUUGAUAAUCCCUAUAAAGAUGGUAGAUGCAUUACCACAAUUUAUUAUUUGAAUAAUGAUUGGGAUCGUGAGAGAGAUGGUGGUUGUUUAAGAUUGUACCCCUCAAUGAUAGAUGCAGAACCCAUCAUUGAGCCUAUGUUUGAUAGACUUAUUUUGUUUUGGUCAGAUAGUAGAAAUCCCCAUGAAGUAGAACCAUCUUUUAGAACCAGGUUCGCUAUAACGGUAUGGUAUUUAGAUGAAGAUGAAAUAAAGACAUCGAAUCAAGAAUGCAAAUACCAAAUAAUUAAACGAGAAUAAAUGAUAAUUUAAACGAAUUGUGCAUAAUACAAACCAAAAAUAUCAUUAUCAUCAUGAUAAUAUUAGGGAAGAAUUAUAAUAUUAAUCUAUCUGUGAUAUAGAAAUAUAAAUGUACGAGUUCGUAAGAUUAGACGAUUCUGAUUCUGAGAUUUAUUUAUUUAUAAUAUUAAUUAAUAUAUAAUUUUAAUCACAGUGUGCGCAAUUACCUAAUUAUAUUAUAUACACAAGCUUCAAAUAGCGCCAAAAAUAAAU
Gordionus sp. m RMFG-2023 is the source of this 952-nucleotide messenger RNA. RefSeq names its product egl nine homolog 1-like. Gene Ontology annotation, biological process: cellular response to hypoxia. The transcript has 4 exons. Gene Ontology annotation, molecular function: ferrous iron binding; L-ascorbic acid binding; peptidyl-proline dioxygenase activity. The coding region runs from base 41 to 700 and encodes 219 amino acids. NCBI's taxonomy places the organism in Eukaryota, Metazoa, Nematomorpha, Gordioida, Chordodea, Parachordodidae. The record is from RefSeq and is a predicted model, not a curated record.